Molecule: messenger RNA, 681 nt
Organism: Talaromyces amestolkiae
Lineage: Eukaryota; Fungi; Ascomycota; Eurotiomycetes; Eurotiales; Trichocomaceae
Exons: 2
Coding region: 1-681 (226 amino acids)
Source: RefSeq, a predicted model, not a curated record
AUGGAUACUUUGCGCGAUCAAGACAUGGCCUUGCAGCUUAUGCUUGAGGACCUUGCGGAGCUCGAAGGCCAACAAAAGGGGAAACAACGAGCGGGCGAGUCAACAGACAAAGAAGUGGCAUUCGAGGCAAUGAAAAACGAGAUUCAUGCGGCUCGACUCUUGCUUCAAGAUCGGAUGCUAGCCGCUCGUGUCGGCACAGUAGCGCACGAUGAGACGGACAGCGACAGCGACAGCGACAGCACCAUAUCAGACCUUGUAGAUCUAACCGAACAGCAAGAUAUGCCAGACGCGUCUCAAGAACUAGAGAUAGCACCUACAAAGCCCACGUCAAACUGCGAUUCUUGUCUAGAACAACGACAAAUUUUUUUGAUUAAAUCCUGCAACCACAAUUAUUGCCACACAUGCAUUCGUGAGUUGUUUCUCGGUGCAAUCAGAGAUGAAGAGUUGUAUCCUCCUCGCUGCUGUGCUGAACCAUUCCCCGCCGAGACCGCAAGCCAAGUUUUGGGCAACAACGAACUCGAUAAUUUCAAUCAAAAGGCAACAGAGUACACGGCAGAACGUCGCGUGUAUUGCGCUGACCCGGGGUGUUCGUCAUUUAUUCCGCAGUCCGCGAUCCAGAGUGAUGUCGGCACAUGCCCAGAGUGUCAAAAGCUCGUUGCAAAACGUUUUAUCCAUGGCUAA